Messenger RNA from Lycium barbarum (goji berry), 1113 nucleotides. RefSeq lists its product as uncharacterized. Gene Ontology annotation, molecular function: nucleic acid binding; 3'-5' exonuclease activity. Gene Ontology annotation, cellular component: nucleus; cytoplasm. The record is from RefSeq and is a predicted model, not a curated record. The transcript is spliced from 2 exons. Bases 138 to 947 code for a protein of 269 amino acids. NCBI's taxonomy places the organism in Eukaryota, Viridiplantae, Streptophyta, Magnoliopsida, Solanales, Solanaceae.
UGAGAGAAUACAUUUUUUUUAAGCAACCGCUAAGCAGCUGCCUAGUGGCAUUAAUCAAUCAUUUACAUCAACACACAAAACGACAAAUCCAAAAUGGAAAUCCAACACAACACUAAAGGGAAAGUAGAUUCUCUUGGAUGCACAGAUCUAGUGGAGAAUUGCAUAAACUCCAACUUUCUUCACCCUCUGAUUUCACACUUGAAGCUCUGCUCCACAGCUCCUCAAUCUUCAAACCCAGAUUGCAGACAGCGUUCAGAGCACCAACACUAAGAGUGAAAAUGUCAUCGUCAGACCUGUUGCCCCUUCCUUGGCUCGUCGAAGCGAGCAUCUAUACUGUGAAAAUUGGCAAUGACACUGUCAUCACAACAGUUGCUGAUCAUGCAGUUAUUUUCUACAGUAGCAUCUCGGAACUAAAGAGUGAAUUGAAGAGUACUCUAAAUCCAUUUGUUGGAGUUGAUGUGGUAAAUAAUGGAGAUUUAUUGCUGUUUCAUGUGAAAAACCGGUGCAUAAUAAUUCAAUUUAAGCGCUUGGUGCUCUCGGAUAAUAAAAAUGAUAUCCCCCACUCUCUUAAGGAGUUCCUGUAUGAUCGAACCAUUACUUUUAUAGGUCCUAGAAACAUAAUCCAGAAAUCUACACUCUCAUAUCAGCAAUCUGGGCUCUGCGGGGAGAAGUUAGAACUUAAUAGAAUUGUGGAUGUUGGUUAUUUGGCUGCCAAGCUUCUGAAGAAACCAAAGCUGUUGAGUAGUACACUUGAAGAGUUGAUGGGUGAAGUUGACGUUGAUAUUAAGAAGCCCGUCAUUAGUGAAGGCUCAAUACGUCCUAAUUGGCAAUCAUCUUCUGUUCUUUCGGAGGAGGAGGUGAAAUUUGCUAUGUAUGAAGUCCAUUCAUGCUAUCAAAUUGCAAGCAAGCUUGCUGAUGCGAUAAGCGCAAGUGUGAUUGGGGUGUAAGACCGAGUCAGCAGAACAACUCAAAGAUAAAAGAAGUAUCGUUAAGUUGCCUUUGUUCUGUAGUUGUUAUUUAUGAUGCCGUUAUCCAGACUGCUUAUAAGUCUUAGUUCUAUGAUAUUGUUCUUUUAAGACUUUAAACUGAAAUGAUUGUUAGUAAUUUUCUUUA